AUUCAUUUGGGAAAACAACUAUCAUCACACAAAAAACACAACUCAUCCAAUUGCAAGAAUUGAUCCUAGAAUAUACUGAAGAAUCGUGCGUGGAGUCAUUAUUUCAUCUCUAGUGCUAAACCUCGCCGAGAACAAAACAACACGACACGGAUUUGAAUUCCAUUCCAUAUAUUGGACAAGCUGCAGUAGGGACGGGAUAGCCUCCUGCCCAGCUGACGCCGGCGGUGACCUAGCUACAUGGCAAUUAACAUCAUCCAGAAAACCAAGCCCGCUAAUUAAGCUGCACAGUUUUUCAUUUGGGACUUUAAACGUGUUGUUCCGACAGUGUAGGCAACCUACUGGAUAGCAGGAACCAGGCUAGACAAGGCUACUUUUCAUCCUUUAACUGCCCCAGUCCGCUGUGUUAUUUGUGCAUGGAUUGAAUAACUUGAGGCUCAGUCGGAAUCUGCAAUGAUUUGCUCAGACUGGAGAAAGACCCGAGCCAACUGUGUUGAAGCCUAAAAGGAUGUACAGAUAGGACGGAGUUUGUUUGUGUGGAACCCGGACCCGCAUGCUGCUGUUCAGCCGUAGUCUUUUAGCCAGAUCAGACUAGGCCAACAGUAUCUCCUUUAUUAUUGAGUUACCUGCACAGUCGGGUAUUGAGUUAGUUACCUGCAUCGCUGGGCCGAAUGGAAACAUGAGUGAAACACAGUAAGGUGACGUCUCCGUCUUGGGGCCGUGGCAGCCCGGGCACAGACCAAGAUCUGUGUUGUGAAUGUGACAUCCAGCUUCAGCGGAGUAAUUAUUACCUCCGCCUCCUACGUUCAAAGGGGAAUAAAAAAUUGUUUUGUGUGUAGUUUCCUCGUGGUUGCUGUGUGGAGCCUGCCGCCACACACCCACUCCUCAACAACGACGGCUUUUGCUUGCAUCUUCCAGUGCUUCUUCUGUCAGCAAGUUCAGCAGAGCUGCUGCUCGUCCGCCGCUAGCCCGGACGCCGCAGCCCCCGGCACAUCAGCCAAUCACAGCCCAGAGCCCCGCCCAUGUGACAUGGUGAAGAUGACCAAGUCGAAGACGUUUCAGGCCUACCUGCCCUCGUGUCAUCGCACCUACAGCUGUAUACACUGUCGGGCACACCUGGCCAACCACGACGAACUCAUCUCUAAGUCAUUCCAAGGAAGCCAGGGGAGAGCCUACCUCUUUAACUCUGUUGUGAACGUGGGCUGCGGGCCGGCCGAGGAGCGGGUUCUCCUAACAGGUCUACAUGCCGUCGCUGACAUCUACUGUGAAAACUGUAAAACCACUCUGGGAUGGAAAUACGAACAUGCAUUUGAGAGCAGUCAGAAGUACAAGGAGGGGAAGUUCAUCAUCGAGCUGGCUCACAUGAUUAAAGACAAUGGCUGGGAGUGACAUCACUUCCUGUCUCCGGCCCUUUAAUGACCUCUGACCUAUCAGAGCUCUGGAUCUAUCAGACUUCACAGAGCGACAACCAAUCACCAUCAACCACCCACCGUGCCGCCCCCUCCUAACACAUACACAAACACACCCACACACACACAGUCCCUGCUGGUUGUGAAACUGAACAUGAUGCUGUUGAACUGGAGAGACGACUAGCCUAUUGGGGGUUGGACCUUCAGUGAAGACCACGUGAUCUCACCAGCCAAUGACAGACAGCUGGACUUGAAUUGGCUCCUCCUUCAUCAACCAGGCCCCACCCACCUCACUGGCAUUGGCACUUAGUUACACGGCUGCCAUGGCGAUGUGAGAGAGAGGAUAACAUGAUAACGUUAUACUACCCUCUUCCUCCUCUGACCCGGGAGGAAGAGGAGGUGUUGCAGGAAGGAAGGGGACAGGGUGGCACAGUGGGGGGGGGGGGGUUCUCCUUGUGUUUUAAUCUUUGAUUUAUUCGUGAAUAUAUAUAUUUUUUUCAAUAUUUUUUUUUCAGUCUUUGAUCUUUAAUGAUGACUUCACUGUGUGGGACGUCCCGGUAACACCCCAAAACGUACCCCGAGCAGAGAGGCGGGGAUAGAUUGAUAUUAUAUGUAGAUAGAUAUGUUUUAUCCAACAGCAUUGUGGCUGGCUCCAUAUAGCAACAGUACUAUUAGAUAAGGUUUACCAGAGGAGAUAGAGGGAGGACUAUGUUUCCCAAAUGGCACUCUCUGCCUUGGUGCACUACCCUAUGGGCCCUGGUCUAAAGUAGAGCCCUAUGUGGGGAAUAGGGUGCAAUUUGGGACACAACCUAGAACAGGCUUGACAACCACAGAACACACCCACGCUUCAUAUUGUGUUACAACCUGAACUAAACUAACCAUCACACCCACGCUUCAUAUUGUGUUACAACCUGAACUAAACUAACCAUCACACCCACGCUUCAUAUUGUGUUACAACCUGAACUAAACUAACCAUCACACCCACGCUUCAUAUUGUGUUACAACCUGAACUAAACUAACCAUCACACCCACGCUUCAUAUUGUGUUACAACCUGAACUAAACUAACCAUCACACCCACGUAGUUCACAACCUGAACUAAACUAACCAUCACACCCACAUAGUUCUCAACCUGAACUAAACUAACCAUCACACCCACAUAGUUCACAACCUGAACUAAACUAACCAUCACACCCACAUAGUUCACAACCUGAACUAAACUAACCAUCACACCCACAUAGUUCACAACCUGAACUAAACUAACCAUCACACCCACAUAGUUCACAUCCUGAACCAAACUAACCAUCACACCCACGUAGUUCACAUCCUGAACUAAACUAACCAUCGCACCCACAUAGUUCACAUCCUGAACUAAACUAACCAUCACACCCACAUAGUUCACAACCUGAACUAAACUAACCAUCACACCCACAUAGUUCACAACCUGAACUAAACUAACCAUCUCACCCACAUAGUUCACAACCUGAACUAAACUAACCAUCGCACCCACGUAGUUCACAUCCUGAACUAAACUAACCAUCACACCCACAUAGUUCACAACCUGAACUAAACUAACCAUCACACCCACAUAGUUCACAACCUGAACUAAACUAACCAUCACACCCACAUAGUUCACAACCUGAACUAAACUAACCAUCACACCCACAUAGUUCACAUCCUGAACCAAACUAACCAUCACACCCACGUAGUUCACAACCUGAACCAAACUAACCAUCACACCCACGUAGUUCACAACCUGAACUAAACUAACCAUCACACCCACAUAGUUCACAACCUGAACUAAACUAACCAUCACACCCACAUAGUUCACAUCCUGAACUAAACUAACCAUCACACCCACAUAGUUCACAACCUGAACUAAACUAACCAUCACACCCACAUAGUUCACAUCCUGAACUAAACUAACCAUGUACAUGUAUAGAGUGUAUUUAGAGAUAUGUGAUAUACAUUUGUAUGGACAUUUAUUCUCAUGCAUAUAUAUACAGGUAACUGCCAAAGUAAAGGAAACGCCAACAUAUAGCGUCUCAAUAGGGCGUUGGGCCUCCACCAAUCAGAACAGUGUCUGGAACUCUAUUGGAGGGAUGAGACGCCAUUCUUCCACGAGAAAUUCCAUCAUUUUGUGUUUUUUUUGUUGAUGGUGGUGAAAAACGCUGUCUCAGGUGUCGCUCCUGAAUCUCCCGGUAGUGUUCAAUUGGGUUGAGAUCUGGUGACUGAGACGGCCACGACAUAUGGUUUUUCACCCUAAGCAUGAUGGGAUGUUAAUUGCUUAAUUAACUCAGGAAACACCAGCUUUCAAUCCCUCCUUUCCUCCAGUGUUUCCAUUAUUCUGUCAGUUCCCUGUACAUAUACAGUAUCAUGUAUUGUAUGUAUAUGAGCAGAAUGUCUACUAGUGUGUUGCCUUCAACACAGUGGCAGACUGGAAGGCAGAUACUUAGUUUGUACUUUGCAGAGGCCUUUUGGUUCAUAGGUUUAGAGGCAAAAGUCUGUCUGUCUAUCUGUCUCUUUUAAGGCCUUUCCUCCGAUGAUUAAAAGAUUGUAUGAGAUGCUGAAUGAUAUUGGGGGGUUGCUGGCUAGAUCAUCUCCAUAUUAGUUAUUAGAUCAAUUAAAUAUCGCUGCUUUACUCGUUCCUACACGUCACCAAUCCUGCUUUACUCGUUCCUAUGCUUCCCCAAUCGGUGAUCCGACCUAAAUCAAGGGUUUAUAAUCUCACCCGAUUCACUUUAAAUCACUUUGAACAUCCUCGGCAUGAACAAUGUUCCCCUUUUCCACAGAAAACUAAAUAAAAAUGUUCAUCGCAAUUCUUUGCUGCUAUGAGAGAAAUUACAAUCCUUCAUCCUUUCUCUUCCCUUCGUUCUGGAGAUCUUUUUUUUGCACUUUAUGCCUGGCGCACGGUUGCACGGUAGCUUCUCUCUCUGUGUUCUCGUCCUCGUCGUUAGUUUGCCUCUAAGCUGAAUGAAUCGUGUGCCUCUCUUCCUAUUUUCACCUGACUUUCUCCUGUGUUGUGCCGUGCACAACUCUAAACUACGAGCCACCAAAAAAAGCUCAAACCCACAUCGAUAGAUACAAAUACAUAGAUUGAUAGAUGAAAACUUUACGGGUGGAACCUGAGCGUUCAAUGGCUGCUGUGCCUCAAGAAUAGUAGAUUAUAUAUAGGCUACACGUAUCGGUGUGGGGAUGGAUGUGGGGGGGGGGGGAUCAGACCUCGAUAAUAAUCUAUAUUGGUGUCGUAGCAGGUAGGGGGAGGGUUGGGGUUUUUAGAAUGAGGUGCGAUUGCUCACAUUGCCGACCAGGUCAGUCAGGUCACAUGACCUAUUAUUAACCCGUAAGACAAGGACAAUGCAAACCUGACGGAGUUGGAUGGUUAGAGAUCUCCUACUUGAAUAUAUAAAACCAGUACAGUACAGACCUGUUACAGUACAGACCUGUUACAGUACGGACCUGUUACAGUACAGACCUGUUACAGUACAGACCUGUUACAGUACAGACCUGUUACAGUACGGACCUGUUACAGUACAGACCUGUUACAGUACGGACCUGUUACAGUACAGACCUGUUACAGUACAGACCUGUUACAGUACGGACCUGUUACAGUACCGACCUGUUACAGUACGGACCUGUUACAGUACGGACCUGUUACAGUACGGACCUGUUACAGUACAGACCUGUUACAGUACAGACCUGUUACAGUACGGACCUGUUACAGUACAGACCUGUUACAGUACAGACCUGUUACAGUACGGACCUGUUACAGUACAGACCUGUUACAGUACAGACCUGUUACAGUACGGACCUGUUACAGUACGGACCUGUUACAGUACAGACCUGUUACAGUACGGACCUGUUACAGUACGGACCUGUUACAGUACAGACCUGUUACAGUACGGACCUGUUACAGUACGGACCUGUUACAGUACGGACCUGUUACAGUACAGACCUGUUACACUCUGUAUAUAGAGGAACAUAUUGAAGGUUUCUAUUGGCUCCUUUACUUCUUUGAUUCAACUGUACCUCUGGCUGUAAACACGUAGGGGUGUGUGUGUGUGUGUGUGUGUGUGUGUGUGUGUGUGUGUGUGUGUGUGUGUGUGUGUGUGUGUGUGUGUGUGUGUGUGUGUGUGUGUGUGUGUGUGUGUGUGUGUGUGUCUGUGUGUGUGUGUGUGUGUCUGUGUGUGUGUGUGUCUGUGUGUGUGUGGGUGUGUGUGUGUCUGUGUGUGUGUGUGUCUGUGUGUGUGUGUGUGUCUGUGUGUGUGUGUGUAUGUGUGUGUGUCUGUGUGUGUGUGUGUGUGUGUCUGUGUGUGUGUGUGUCUGUGUGUGUCUGUGUGUGUGUCUGUGUGUGUUUUUCCUCUAUUUUGCAUUUUACAUUUAAGGUGAUUAUAUAUUUUCCUCGUUUUCUUUUUGCAUCCGUUUGUUUAUGUCUCCCCUUCUCCCAGCGAUCUGGGGGCUUGACGGCCAGCCGGGGUUUAUAUCUCCCCCUCUCCCAGCGAUCUGGGGGCUUGACGGCCAGCCGGGGGUUAUAUCUCCCCCUCUCCCAGCGAUUUGGGGGCUUGACGGCCAGCCGGGGGUUAUAUCUCCCCCUCUCCCAGCGAUCUGGGGGCUUGAAGGCCAGCCGGGGUUUAUAUCUCCCCCUCUCCCAGCGAUCUGGGGGCUUGACGGCCAGCCGGGGUUUAUAUCUCCCCCUCUCCCAGCGAUCUGGGGGCUUGACGGCCAGCCGGGGGUUAUAUCUCCCCCUCUCCCAGCGAUCUGGGGGCUUGACGGCCAGCCGGGGGUUAUAUCUCCCCCUCUCCCAGCGAUCUGGGGGCUUGACGGCCAGCCAGGGGUUAUAUCUCCCCCUCUCCCAGCGAUCUGGGGGCUUGACGGCCAGCCGGGGUUUAUAUCUCCCCCUCUCCCAGCGAUCUGGGGGCUUGACGGCCAGCCGGGGUUUAUAUCUCCCCCUCUCCCAGCGAUCUGGGGGCUUGACGGCCAGCCGGGGUUUAUAUCUCCCCCUCUCCCAGCGAUUUCUUUAGAAAUGGUAUUAUUUUACUCUGUGUGUGUUUAGGUCCCUCUGGGUAGGGCUGGGGUAAAGGGUCCAUUAAACCCUGGUUUGGCCUCUAGAGCCCUAAUGUCUGACCUGUGCUGAGCUCUGUCGACUGUAGAAGUAUAUGGGGAGCUGGAUAAUCCCUCAAAUUUACAGAACAGAAGAGCGUUGACCUAGGCUCUUUCUUUCUUUCUUUCCAACAAUCAAUAUCCCCUGUAUACACCUUCUCUCUCUCUCUCUCUCUCUCUCUCUCUCUCUCUCACUCUCUCUCACUCUCUCGUUAAUCCAACUAGCACACAGGAAAAACAGUCACCAGUGUCACUGUCAGUUUAUACCAAAUAUAACAUUGUUACUAGAUUUCUAGAGAACUGGUGUCACAACUAAAGCUAAAAAGCCAAUCAGACAGGUGUGGUGGAUGUUGUUUGUUAGAGCUUUCAGACUCCUGGAGAUUCAGACCACUUGUACAAAAAACCAAAACCUAUUCCGGAACCUGUCAGGUGUGACUUCUCAGUAGUUCUCUAGAAUGUUCUCGAUCAUUCUGUAGAACGUUCUACAGUUGUUCUGUAUUCUGGAACUUCUUUCAGAAAUAAUGUCCAAAAGCCAGUCAUUUGCUGUGAAAGAUGAUUGUUUAUUUCCCCAGAUAUUAUUUGUUGUUUUGGUGACACUGGCUCCGACUUCUGACGUAAUUUUUUUUUUUAUAGAUCUACAGGAGAUAUUACCACAGGCUGUGUCCCAAAUCACAUUCCCUACCUAUUUGCUCUACUCUAUAAAGUAUUAUAGGGAAUAGGGUCCCGUUUGGGACGUUGGAACAGAGAGCUGAUGACGAGAUAAGUAUCGGAGAUGUUAUUAUCCCUGAGAAGAGAUGAUUAAAACUAUAUGAUAGGUAUACAAAGGAAAAGAUUGUAAUGUUUGAUAAAUGUGUUAAAAUUGUUCAACUGAAAAUAGGUUUAAAGUUUGCUGUAUUUAUAAUGGCUGUAUUAAGUCGUGCCUGGUUCUCUUUUUCUUCAAACACAUUAUAUACGCUUUCUUUUUACUUGACUACAAUUUAUUUUCCGUUCUGUAUGUAGGUUUUCACUGUAUUGUAAAAUGAUCAGAUAUCACAAUAAACUUUAAAUGGCAUUCGA
Oncorhynchus kisutch (coho salmon) is the source of this 7560-nucleotide messenger RNA. RefSeq names its product protein yippee-like 1. The transcript has 5 exons. The coding region runs from base 1027 to 1386 and encodes 119 amino acids. Lineage: Eukaryota; Metazoa; Chordata; Actinopteri; Salmoniformes; Salmonidae. The record is from RefSeq and is a predicted model, not a curated record.